AUGAAGGAAAAUUUCACUAAAGAUGCAGAAAGUACGGCCAUUGAAAUGUCAGUGCUAGCAGAAAUCCAAGAACAAGACGAGUCAGUAAUCACUAGAAGCCAACAGCAAAGUGGAUCAAAGAGGCCGACUGAUGGUGAUGAAGGGCGUCGAAACAAGGAAAGAAGAGUUGAAGCUAACUCAGAAAUAAUUUCCAGUGGUACAAAAAUUAAUCUGGAGAAACAAAAAGAAAUUGAAGGCAACAAGGGUGAAGGGACAGAAAGGUUCAAGAACUAUAUUAAUACUGACAGCUCCACAGAAAAAAGACCCCGUCUCAUAUGGAAUCAGGACCUUCAGUUGAAAUUUAUGUCAGCCAUCAGUGCUUUAGGGGAUAAGAAAGCUCGUCCGGAAAAAAUACUAGAGAAGAUGGAUGUGCCCUGUUUGUCGCAACGCCAGGUUUCCAGCCGUCUGCAGACAGGGCCAGUGAGGGGUCAAGUACGAAAUCAAGGUUCUGACUACGAAAUUGAAGGAGAAAAAUCUGAGAUCUUGAAGGCGCCUCCAGAUGGUGUUAAUCAAGAUGUCUUUUUUUCCCGCCUUUCAGGAAACAGGAACAAGGCUCCACUGAUGAAUCGAAAGAUGGAUUGUAUAACACCUCCAAAUCCUACUUCAGGAAAUGUGCAUGAUGCAAUCCCAACAAUCUCCACUGACGAGAACCGAAAUCUGGAUCCCAAAGUUUCAAAUCCCAAUCCAGACAACCUAAUCAAUACGGAUGAGUUUAUGAAAAACUUGAAUGAAGUGAUUCAAGAGCUGGAUGCCACAGCAGUCACAGGUCCUCCUUCCUGUUCAUUAAAUCAAAGUCAGUCCCCGUCAAAUUUUACUGAUAUGCUGAAUUUGCUUGAGGAAGAACCUGUCAACUCCAAAGGUUUAACUGAUGAACCAUGCCCAGAUGAGGUUGCUCGCUACCUUGAUUCACUCUCAGAAAUUUUACUUGAGAACGACAGCCCACAACCAUGA
Molecule: messenger RNA, 990 nt
Organism: Populus trichocarpa (black cottonwood)
Lineage: Eukaryota; Viridiplantae; Streptophyta; Magnoliopsida; Malpighiales; Salicaceae
Exons: 5
Coding region: 1-990 (329 amino acids)
Biological process (GO): regulation of DNA-templated transcription
Cellular component (GO): nucleus
Molecular function (GO): DNA-binding transcription factor activity; DNA binding
Source: RefSeq, a predicted model, not a curated record